AUGGGCAAAUCUAUCAACGCGAAGGCAUCCUCGGCGAUGACAAAAAAGUCGGGCGUGUCUAAGAUGAAAACGACCCCUGUGGCUAAAAAGUCCGUCAAGAAACGAGUGGAAAUUGACCUACAACAGCCUAAAGACAGGGAUCCCAUCAAUUCCAAGAUGGUCUCUGCAACCCAAACUGAUGAGAAGCGUGUUAUCGACGACAAUGAAGCGCAACGCAUGGCUGAUGAGAUUGAGGCGAAACGAAUCGCCGAACGAGAAGCUCGCAGGAGUGGACAUUACGACAGCAUUGUUCCAAACCUGUCGGAGUGGUGGAUGAAGAAUUUAUAUUCAGGAGAUGCUGUCGACGAAGCAUUGGAACGUCAUGACCGUAUCCAUACGGGUAACGCGCUUUUUAUGGCGUGGGAAGAACGUUUUCCUGCUGCUUGGAACCAACCCUGCCUCCGGUAUGACGAUCCAUUUAACGACAAUACCGGGACAACAACUUGUGAAGAUCGUUUCUCUCGCAUUUUCACAUCGAUGAAUUCGGAUAAUAGUCAAUUGACACAGUACCUAAUUGCGGCAUUUGAUACUGAAACGAUGGAAGUGAAUCCGUCUGAAGAAAUCUGGUCUUUACGUAUUUUGGCUAUGCGGAUUUCCUUACAAAAUCCGUUUUCCUUUUUCGGUAUUGAUGAGUUUGAGGGCAAACCGGACGACAACCAUUUCUUUUCCGGCGAAAUGUCCAAUCCAUGGCUACGCUUGGAGCAUCCCUUGGUGGGCUUUUGGUUAAUUUGCUCCGAGUUGUUUGAUUAUCCUUGGAUUAAUGAGUUUCUGUUGGAGUAUUACGACAACCCACCAUCCGCAAUUGUCGACGCAAUCAAACAAACAAGAAGGGGCAAGUCUAUCAACAAUGCUCCAAAUCGAGAAUCAGUGAAGGAACCGGAUCCGCCUCGUAUCCAAAAAAUAUACGAUCCGAUGUAUU
Molecule: messenger RNA, 958 nt
Organism: Cylindrotheca closterium
Lineage: Eukaryota; Bacillariophyta; Bacillariophyceae; Bacillariales; Bacillariaceae
Source: the annotation of a GenBank genome assembly